GUAAAACCGAAAGAACACUCUUCUGAAACCGAAGAAAAGAAAAAAGAAAGUACCGGAACACGUGAAACAGGUAGAAGUGAAAACGAUCACCAAUCCAAGGACGAGGCUAAGCCGUCGAAGGAGAAUAGCAAGCGUCGCAAAGAAAAGUCUGCGGAAGUUGGAGAUGAUGGUAAAGAAAGUAAAGAAUGA
This is a messenger RNA of Ostertagia ostertagi, 189 nucleotides long. NCBI's taxonomy places the organism in Eukaryota, Metazoa, Nematoda, Chromadorea, Rhabditida, Trichostrongylidae. The record is from the annotation of a GenBank genome assembly.